Molecule: messenger RNA, 1155 nt
Organism: Rhodamnia argentea
Lineage: Eukaryota; Viridiplantae; Streptophyta; Magnoliopsida; Myrtales; Myrtaceae
Product: putative yippee-like protein Os10g0369500
Exons: 3
Coding region: 60-473 (137 amino acids)
Source: RefSeq, a predicted model, not a curated record
AAUCCAAGAUUCUCCCACAUCGAUAAAAAGUUAUCAUCUUCUUGAUUUGGAGCCUCCGUAUGAGUCCGUCGGUUUGGGGAUUAGGGUUAGGCGUCUCCAUUGGAAUCGAAACCGGGAUAAUUCGUGCCCGCCAAAAAAUGGGGCGACUGUACAUACAACACCUGAGCGGAGAAAAGAUAUACAAGUGCAAGUUUUGCAAGGUGGACUCGGCGUCUCACGAUGACAUCGUUUCCAAGGAUUUUCAGGGACGAUAUGGUCGCGCUUAUCUCAUGAAAAAUGUGGUAAACAUCUCCAUUGGACCCAAGGAACAACGUCAUUUAACUAGCGGAUUACAUACCGUGAAUGAUAUUUAUUGUAGCUCUUGCCAACAGUUACUCGGAUGGAGAUAUGAGAAAGCUUAUGAAGACAGUGAAAAAUAUAAAGAAGGAAUGUAUAUUCUAGAGAAAGAACGCACGUUGAAGGAUGGUUGGUGAUCAAUAUUACAAUUACAGCCAUUAUUGCUGGAACAGGAAGACAAAGUAAUGCAGCAACAUGCUUCUUUUAUGGCCAGAGGAUGGUCAUCUUCGUGAACAUGGAAGAGUAUAUUAUUUUUAGGUCGAUCGCAAAGGUAUAUUGUCGAUUCAGUAUGCCGAACUUCUGCAGACUCUUAAGGAACCCUACUGCGACAAGUCCAACUGAUUUUUCCACUUAGUGUUUAGGAUGAAACUCUAGGAGAGAAAAUACAAUCGUAGCAAAAAAAAAAAAAAAAAAAAAAAAAAAAAAAAACAUUGAUAAGGGGAUCAUACGUUAAACUGGCAAAAUAGUCUUAUCUGUUGGCAAUUUGUAUGUGUAGCAUGGACAAUUUUGUAUAUGGGAACUAUGUUGCUAUAAGAGGGAGAUAUAUUUCCUCCUUAAAGACAGGACUCGCAAGUUCCUGCAGAUUCUUACAUGAAUUUCUCAGUUUAGGGAUGUUGACGACUCGAUUUCAAGUGGUUGGCGGCUUCGCAAUUAGGACCCUCUUAAGAGUUGCGGAGGUGUGAUUCUAAUGUUGGAUGAGUUGGAGAUGUGGGCUUAGCUUCUAAUGGGUUGGCUAGUAUUGCAAAGGGUGGAAGUGAUGGUAAUGUAACUGAUGUUGAUACUACAGAUUGUCGCAAGCAAUGAAUGCCCUUUGUAGUC